Messenger RNA from Drosophila nasuta, 5908 nucleotides. RefSeq names its product coiled coil domain containing protein Alhambra (gene Alh). Gene Ontology annotation, biological process: regulation of transcription by RNA polymerase II. Lineage: Eukaryota; Metazoa; Arthropoda; Insecta; Diptera; Drosophilidae. Gene Ontology annotation, cellular component: nucleus. The transcript is spliced from 11 exons. The record is from RefSeq and is a predicted model, not a curated record. Bases 503 to 5908 code for a protein of 1801 amino acids. Gene Ontology annotation, molecular function: nucleosome binding; histone binding.
AAGCUUGCGGUCACGCUGGCACGGUCGCAGUGGUCUAAAAAAAACGUUGUAAAAGUUGUAAAUCACUUAAUUUUGUUGCAAAAAACGUCGGAUUUGUGGCUUUUCGGUGCCUGUAAAAGCACAAUAUUAGUUACUAGCAUAGUAAAUGUAUCGUGCAAGUUGAAAACGGUCUGCGAGAAACUGCAUUUGUAUACAGUGGAGCAGUUGAGUGCAGGUGUUGUUGUCUCAUUCAGACGUACUUUCGAGUUGGAUUGCUGUGCGAGCGAAACAACAACAAACAAGUUACAAGCUUUAAAUACGCUGCUACCCAGGUUGAUUGACUGCUCGCACGUGUCAAUUAACCAAAUAUUGUCAUUUCAGUCGGUGUUUGCAAACAGACGCAAUUCCUUCAUCAAUAAAUGCGAAACUGGAGUUGUUAGACUCCAGCAGCAACGACGACACCAUUCACUCCACCAACUUGAAUCGCAAACUGAUCAAAAUUAAAAAGUUCAAGCUGGACGAUAUGAAGGAAAUGGUGGGCGGCUGUUGCGUAUGUUCGGACGAGCGGGGGUGGCCGGAGAACCCGCUCGUGUACUGUGACGGCCAAAACUGCACCGUUGCCGUGCAUCAGGCAUGCUAUGGCAUCGUUACCGUGCCCACUGGACCUUGGUAUUGUCGGAAAUGUGAGUCUCAGGAGCGCACAUCCCGUGUACGCUGCGAGAUCUGCCCAUCUCGAGAUGGUGCCCUCAAGAAAACCGAUACGGCGGGAUGGGCUCAUGUCGUCUGUGCGCUUUACAUACCGGAGAUUCGUUUUGGGAAUGUGACAACCAUGGAGCCCAUUAUACUGACACUAAUACCGCAGGAACGCUACUCGAAGACUUGCUACAUUUGCCUAGAGAUUGGCAAACCAAAUCGCGCCAAUGUCGGAGCCUGCAUGCAGUGCAACAAGGCCAACUGCAAGCAGCAAUUUCAUGUGACAUGCGCCCAGAGCUUAGGAUUGCUCUGCGAGGAGGCUGGCAACUAUUUGGACAAUGUCAAGUACUGCGGCUAUUGUCAGCAUCAUUAUAGCAAAUUGAAGAAAGGCGGAAACGUCAAAACCAUACCACCCUACAAACCCAUACAACAUGACACCUCCUCCGAUUCAUGCUCGUCUCCCGAGAAGGAGAUUGAUUCGACCAUGAAUUCGGCAUCCACCUCAGCGACAAGCAUCAAAAUCACCAGCAGCAGCUUGAACGCCAGCUCCUCAACAAAUCUCUCGAGUGGUGGUGGGGGUGGCAGCAGUGUUUCAUCCUCGUCUAAGCAACGCAAGUCAAAUACUUCGGGCAAAUCUUCGUCGCUGUCUUCGAGCAGCAGUUCGGCCACUUCAACAGGCCUAUCCUCGAAUCCAUUGAGCUCCUCGACUGCUGGAGUUGCUGGGAACACUUCAACUGCAGGCAGUUUUCUGCCCGGCAGCAGCAGCAGUGGCUCUAGCAGCAACAACAAUGCAGUGAGCAACAGCUUGACAAACACCAUCAACAGCAAUGCUGCAUCGACGCACGCCAGCAGUGCUGGCAGCAGCAGUGGCAGUGGCAAUACAAUCAACAGCAGCUCUGUACCUGGCUCUGGCAGCGGCAAUAGUGGAGCAAUGGGCACCAGCAAUUCGAGUACUAAGUCAUCAGCUAGCAGCUCCAGUGGCAGUUAUAAGGACAAGCAUAGCAAAAACAUGAGCAAGCAAUCCAGCUCUGGCUCUAGCAAGGACAAGGAUAAGGAUGGUGGCAGCAAUUCAUCUAACAACAGUUUCUCUCAUUCAUCGGCUUCAUCGUCAUCCUCUUCGUCGUCGUCAUCGCGCGAGAAAUCUUCCAAAUCAUCGAAAAACAAGGAAAGCUCAAAGGAAACCGCUGCGGCCACAAGCAGCAGCAGCAACAAUAACAACAACAAUGUUGCAACCAGUAGCAGCAACAUACCCACUACAUCGACUAUGCCAGCGAAUAGCAGCAGUUCCACGUCGCAUCCCAGUGCAGUGCCACAUGUAUCUAGCAGUGGCAGCAACAGCAGCCUUUCUGCUGCCACCGCACUGAAUGAGCACAGCAAUCAUGCCCAGAAUCUGAGUACGACGGCGCCAACGAGUUCGGCCUCUGGCAGCCUAACGGGCAAACUGCAUUUGGCUAGCAAUUUGGGCGGUGGCUUUGGCACUGAACUCCAUCCCACAAGUAGCAGUAGCAGCAGCAACAUCUUAAAGGAUACAGCCGCUGUCUUUGGGGGCAAUAGCAAUACUGGCCAUUUGGAUGGCUUGCCGGGCGCUGGUUCGUCCACAAGCAGCAGCAGCAGCAAUGUGCUGGGCAUGAGUGGCAUAAGCAGCAACACAUCAACGAAUUUAAGCAGCAGCAGUAAAACAGCGCUCUCUGUGGCAUCUGCCUCAUCGACAACAACAUCCAGUCAGUCCUUGUCAUCGAGCAGCUCGUCGUCAGCGUCAUCGAAGAAGCGUAAAGCAGACAUUGCCAAGUCGAGCAUACUGCUGGACGAUCAUAAUAGUUCAUUUCGGGAUAUUAUUAAGGAUGUGCACGUGACGUUGACGCCACUAACAGAUUUUGAGAAGGAAAUUGAAAAGAGCUCGAAACGGCAACGCACCGAGUUGAGUCCACCCACCCACCAAACAUCGGCGACCGCUGAAGUGAAUGCCACAUUAGCGACCGCCACGAUAGCAACCAGCGGCACAGCGAUAGCAACCACAGCAGCAGCAACAGCAGCCACUACCUCAACCUCCAACAGUGCGAGCAGCUCAGCAGGAGCCAGCUAUGCGAAGACAGAGUCGAGCAAGGCGAGCAGCAGCAGCAGUAAGCAUGGCAACAGCAGCAACAGUGGCAAGGACAGCAGCAGCAGCAAUAGCGCAGCAACAGUUGCUGCCAGCAGCAGUAGCGGCAAUGCGCCCAGUCUUUAUGUCUCGGUGCCGUUGUCCACCGCCAAUGUACCUGGCAUCAAUUUGCCCAAUAGCAGCAAUGCGAGUGAAGCGCAUGGAAACCCGCAACAACAGCAAUCCGCACAGUCGCCACUAACAACAGGUGGAGGAGGCGCCUAUGCAACAUCUGGCAGUGGCAACAACAACAGCUCUGGCUCUGUUAUACAGCAUCAGAGUGGGAAAUCGUCGCCAGCCUUGGGUUCAUUAGUGAGCAGCAGUGCAUCAGGUGGCAACACUGGCAAUCUGACGGCCACCACCACAGAAAGUGGCAACCUGAAGAUCAGCUUUGAGAAGCAGACGACGCGAGUGCAACAGUUGCAAGAGCAGGAAGCAUCACCAGCGAGACGCAGCAGAUCGCGCUCUGGUGAAAGUGGCAACCACCAUCAUCACCAUCAUACAAAUCACCAAACUCACCAAACCCACCACAACCAUCAACAAUCGCAAGCAUCGCAACAGCAGCAGCAACAACAACAACAACAGCAGACGCAACAUCAUCAGUUGCAACAACAGCAAUCGUUGCACUCCUCUGCCAACUCCUCCGCCUCCUCCUCGUCCGUCUCUGCAUUGACCACGCCCACCAAAUCACAAUCACGAUCGGGCAAAAAACGCGCUGCAGCGUUGAGUAAAAGCGAUGCAGCAGCUACAACAACAACCGCAGCAGCAGCAGCAGCAACCACAUCGCCAGCGACAAGCACAGCAGCAACAUUGAACACAGCUGCAACUGCAACAAGCACCGUUGAGAAAUUGAGUCGCGGCAGCAGCAGUCGCCACAGCUCACCGCACUAUCGUGCCACGCCCACACCGCCACCGCAAGCCAUGUUGCCGGGCGGUGUCUCCUCGCCUGUUGUCAUGUUGCAGGCAUUGUCCUCGUCCUCCAUCGAUUCGCCUCCUGCGGUGGCAACCACGCGUAAUACGCGCAACAACAGCAGUAGCAAUAUUGCAGCUGCCACAGAGCAUGGCGGCAGCUCGGCUUCGUCCACUUGCUCCUCCUCCUCGUCGUCCAUGUCCUCGACUGUUGUCAGUCUGUUAGAUUCCCCCGUCAAUAUGUCCACACAAUCGCCAGCUCAGCCGCAUGUGGCAUGCUACCGAAGUGGCAGCAACAAUGCAACCGCAAAGCCAUUAAACAAAAAAAUGUUGCGUGCUCAGCAAACGCAGUUGUAUCAGCAGCAACAACAACAACAGCAACAGCAGCAGCAACAACAUGUUAAUUUAAGCAAUGCACCAAGCGCUAAUGCCACAUCUGCAACUGCCUCAGCCUCAGCCUCUAGCUCCUCCUCACCCUCCGCCAAUAGUCCAUUUGUGCACCUGCAACAACAACCGCAGCAGCAACAACAACAACAGCAAAAGCAACAUCAACAUCAAGACUUAGAGAUUUUACAAUUUACUAAUACAAAUAACAAUGCUUCUUCCCACACCACAACAACAACGACAACUCCAACAACCACCACCAACAACAACAACAACGCUGCUAAAACAACAACCUCAUCGACGUCAACGAAAUCGAACAGAACUCCCGAUCUCAAUCUGGCGAGCAACCCAGCGACAACAACAGCAACCACCACCAGCAGCAGCAGCAACAGUUUGUUGAGUCUCAAUCUCGGCAGCAGCCACAAUCUGGGCAGCAACAACACGCCCAACAGCAGCAGCAACAGUGGCGGUGGCGGUGGCGGUCUCAAGUUCACCUACGAGGCACAAAUGGAUGUGCCGAUGUUGCCAGUUAGCGCCAUCAAGGAUUCGCCUCCAAGUUCACCGGGAUCCGAGUUUGGUUCGAAUCUGAACACGAAUCUGACGACGGCAGCAAUCAAUGCUGCUGCAGCAGCCACAGCCGCAGUGGCAGCCAGCAGCAAUGUGCGCAAACGUGGACGCAAGGCCAAAGAUGCAACACUCGCUGCAACAACAGCGGCAGCAGCAGCAGCAGCGGCGGCGGCAGCAGCAACAGUUGCCACGCAACCGGAUCUCAAGGAUGUGCGCAUACUGCAGAAUGGUUGCAGCAGCAACAGUGCAACAGCAGCAACAGUUGCUGCCACAGCCGCUGUGCCGCCAGUCAAUGCACCCACACCGCCAGCAACACCCGCCAGCAAUGCAAGCAACAGCGGCAGCAGCAACAGCAACAGCUCAAUCAUUGCACACACGGCAACACACAUGCUGGGCAACCAUGUGAAUCCCAGCAGCAGUGUGGCCCAGAAGCUGUCGGAGCAACUGCACAUGGAGGUCCAAGAUCAUGCCAUCUACACGCCCGACUCGAUGACCUCCCAAUUUGCUGGCGUUCCGUUUCCCGGCAAGCAGCGCAAUGCGAGCAACGCUGCUGCGGCUGCAGCUGCCGCAACAGCGACGCCGGCACCGAAUCCGCUGCAAUCGAUGUUCGGUGGCGGUGGCAUCAAUGGCAACAUGCCGAUACCGCAGAGUCUGGAGCAGUUGCUGGAGCGCCAGUGGGAGCAGGGAUCACAGUUUCUCAUGGAGCAGGCGCAGCACUUUGACAUUGCUUCAUUGCUGAACUGUCUGCAUCAGCUGCAGAGCGAGAAUCUGCGUCUGGAGGAGCAUGUGACCAGUUUGAUAGCACGUCGCGAUCAUCUGUUGGCCGUUAAUGCUCGUCUCCAGAUUCCGCUAAACAAUGCUAUCAAUAAUGCCAAAGCCGAGGCGCAUGCUUCCAGCAACAGCAGCAGCAACAUGAACAGCAUCAGCAGUGCAAAUGCUCUCAAUGCUGCUACCACAAUUGCAGCAGCCGUUUCGCUGGCAACAACUGCCAUCAAUACAACAACACCCACCAUGGCCAACAGUCGAGCGAGCAGCGCCAACAGCAGCAUUCUGGACUAUCGCAGCAGCAGCAACAAUAACAACAACAGCAGCAACAAUAGCAGUAACAGCAACAGCAACAACAACAGCAUUAGCAAUAAUACUGCAAAUGCAAAUGCAGCCACAACAAAUGCUGCGACACCAAUGUCAGCGGUUGGCAGUCUUGCAAUGGGCAGUGCUGCCAACUUGGGUUUAAGGUAA